This is a messenger RNA of Alternaria arborescens, 1689 nucleotides long. RefSeq lists its product as hypothetical. Lineage: Eukaryota; Fungi; Ascomycota; Dothideomycetes; Pleosporales; Pleosporaceae. The coding region runs from base 1 to 1689 and encodes 562 amino acids. The transcript has a single exon. The record is from RefSeq and is a predicted model, not a curated record.
AUGCAGAACGAACGCUUCGACUAUCUCGUCUUGAGCUACAUGUGGGGAACUAAUCACACGCAACAACUCCGCCUCCUGCAGUCUAACAUCAAAGACUUCCAAAAGGAGAUUCCACGCACAAAGUUCGAGGCCUCGGACGUGUACAAAGAAGCGGUCCGCGUCACUCUUGCGCUCGGAUACAAGUACCUUUGGAUAGACAGUCUGACCAUCAUCCAAGACUCACCGGAAGACUGGGCUUACGAAGCCCGUCGCAUGGCCAUUGUAUACGGAAACGCCACAGCAAAUCUCGCCUUCCUCUUCCCACCCCACGCAGCCGACAAACCGCGCCAACGCGACGACCCGCGCGUUUGGAACCCAUGUAUCUUCCGCGCUCCAUCUUCGCAAACACCCGGUAUCUACGUCGAACAUACAAAGUCCUCUCUCCGGCGGGACUACGCACCCGAGGAGAAAGCCCAAGACUGGCUCGUCCAACGCACCUGGCCUCUUUUCAACCGCGCAUGGACGUUUCAGGAGUACCUCUUAGCACCCCGGACUUUGCUGCUUGGACACAAGAACCUCAUGUGGCAGUGUUCAGAAGGGUUUUAUGAUGAAUUACUCGGUGCCGUUGCGGAAACGCAUACGACGACGCCUCAAGAUCCCAAGCGUGGCAAGGAUAGAGGAAAAUCACGGUAUUUUCCAGACACUAUACAUGAGAUGAGUGUGCUGAAGAAGAAGAGAGGCAGUCUGAGUGAACCUGCGGUUCUGUCUUUUAUGCUGGAUUGGCAGAAUCUAGUCGACGAAUAUCGGUCUCGCAAACUGUCUUUUGGGAAAGAUAGAAUCAUUGCUUUUGCGGGUGUAGCGCGUGCGUUUUCCAAUUUGGGCCAACUGACCUACCUAGCGGGCUUGUGGUGGGAAAUUCUCCCCAUUGCACUCCUUUGGUAUGUUGACAAGAAAAUGGCACCGCUUGUUCGUCGCGAGAAUGGGUUGCCGAAUGGUGAGCUACCGAGCUCGGUGUGGACGACUGAGAUUGGAGAGAAGGUUGUACAACCAGAGUUACCGAGCUGGUCGUGGUUCUCCGUUCCGAUAUGGAGGUACUAUCAACUGUACUUCCUAUUUGGAGAUGACGAGUUGGCGGUGCGGUGUAAGGGUUAUAGCGACCCGAAGCUUGUGUGCUGGGACGAUGUCUUCUGGGCAGAAGUCAAGGGGUUCAAGUUUGCGGGACUGGCGAAAGAUCGUGUACCAGAGGGAGGUUUGUUUGACUUUUCCGGCCUGCAAGUCACGAUUGCGGCAUUGGUUUUGCCUGUCAAAGCGGAUUGGCCAGCCGAUCUGGCGACGCAGAUGCGAUGGCUGCAGCAACAUACUGCUAGUUCUUCCGGAAGCAGUUUUCGUUGGGAACCAGUCUUGGAGUACUAUCCUGAUGAUCCGGCUGGUCGUCCUUCGCCGCCUCGAAACGCAAUCUAUGCGUUGAUGGCGGAGUUCCAGGUUGUGAGGACAGCGGGUAAAAAUAACGUUCAGCGGCGGCUGGCUGGGUUGAUGCUGGUGCCUGGAACUAAAGAAGGAACAUGGAGGAGGGUUGGAGUGUGGAAGCUCAGGAUCAAUGUGGUUGAUGUGCAUGUCAGCGGGGAGAACAUCGCGGAGGUCGCGAAGAGGUGGAGGAAGAUGAGUGUGGUGUCGAAUAAGUGGCAGCAUGUGUUGAUUACUCUGGCAUAG